AUGUCUUCCCCAACCCAAUUGCCAGCUUGGAAAAAGCUCGAACAACUUUACGAAUCAAAGGGUAAGGGCUUCUCGUCAAGAGAUGCCUUCAAGGCCGACACCGAUAGAUUCAACAAGUUCUCCCACACCUUCACCAACUAUGACGGCUCUAAAAUUCUCUUCGACUACUCGAAGAACCUGAUUGAUGAGUCCAUCUUGUCAGCGCUAUUUGAACUUGCAAAAGAAGCUAAGGUCGAAUCGUUGAGAGAUGACAUGUUUGCCGGUAAGCACAUCAACACCACCGAAGACAGAGCGGUCUAUCAUGUUGCGUUAAGAAACAGAGCCAACAAGCCAAUGCACGUCGACGGCGUCAACGUGGCACCGGAGGUCGACGCGGUUUUGCAACACAUGAAGGAGUUCUCGGACUCUGUCAGAUCCGGGGAGUGGAAGGGUUACACAGGCAAGAGAAUCGAGAAUGUUGUCAACAUCGGUAUUGGUGGAUCUGAUCUUGGUCCAGUCAUGGUCACUGAGGCCUUGAAGCCCUACGCGCACGAGUCGAUCAAGGUCCACUUUGUCUCCAACGUUGACGGUACCCACAUUGCUGAAACAUUGAAGCUCUGCGACCCUGAAACGACGCUGUUCUUGAUCGCCUCUAAGACCUUCACUACAGCGGAAACAUGCGCCAACGCCCAGUCUGCAAAGAACUGGUUUUUGGACGCCGUCAAGGAAAAAUCUCACAUUGCCAAACAUUUCGUCGCUUUGAGCACAAACGCUCCUGAAGUCGAGAAGUUCGGUAUCGACACCAAGAACAUGUUUGGAUUCGAAAACUGGGUCGGCGGUAGAUACUCUGUCUGGUCCGCCAUUGGUUUGUCUGUUUGUAUUUACAUCGGUUACGACAACUUUGAUAAGUUCCUUAAAGGUGCCCAGGCCGUUGAUGAGCACUUCACCUCCACCCCAAUUGCGGACAAUAUUCCUAUGAUUGCCGGUCUAUUGACUGUUUGGUACAACAAUUUCCAUAAGGCCCAAACUAAGUUGGUUGCUCCAUUCGACCAAUACAUGCACAGAUUCCCUGCCUACUUACAACAAUUGUCUAUGGAAUCUAACGGUAAAUCAGUUACCAAAGACUCCCACUUUGUCAACUACGAAACUGGUGUAGUUCUUUUCGGUGAACCAACCACCAACGCACAACACUCCUUUUUCCAGUUAGUUCAUCAAGGUACAAAGUUAAUUCCAACCGAUUUCAUCUUGGCCGCUAAAUCCCACAACCCAAUCGAGCAGAACAAGCACCAACGCAUGCUUGCAUCCAACUACUUUGCACAAGCAGAGUCCUUGAUGUUGGGUAAGACAGAGGAACAGGUCAAGGCUGAAGGCGUCACCGGAUCCCUUGUUCCACACAAAGAGUUUUCUGGUAAUAGACCAACUACUUCUAUCCUUGCACAAAUGAUCACCCCAGCCUCAUUGGGUGCCUUGAUUGCAUACUAUGAACACUCUACUUUUGUUGAAGGUGCUAUCUGGGGUAUCAACUCAUUCGACCAGUGGGGUGUUGAAUUGGGUAAGGUUUUGGCUAAGGUCAUUUUGAAAGAAUUGGAGAACACCGAUCCAGUUUCUUCCCACGAUUCAAGUACUAGAAACUUGAUCAACCAAUUCAAAGCAUGGGCUUAA
Pichia membranifaciens NRRL Y-2026 is the source of this 1641-nucleotide messenger RNA. RefSeq lists its product as hypothetical. Lineage: Eukaryota; Fungi; Ascomycota; Pichiomycetes; Pichiales; Pichiaceae. Gene Ontology annotation, biological process: gluconeogenesis; glycolytic process; glucose 6-phosphate metabolic process. The transcript has a single exon. The record is from RefSeq and is a predicted model, not a curated record. Gene Ontology annotation, cellular component: cytosol. Gene Ontology annotation, molecular function: glucose-6-phosphate isomerase activity; carbohydrate derivative binding; monosaccharide binding. Bases 1 to 1641 code for a protein of 546 amino acids.